GCAAACACAGGAAGCAUCCUGGAGGGCGUGGUAAUGCUGGUGGUAUGCACCAUCACAGGAUUAACUUUGAUAAAUACCACCCUGGUUAUUUUGGAAAAGUAGGCAUGAGACACUAUCACUUGAAGAGGAACCAGAAGUUCUGUCCCACUGUCAAUUUGGAUAAGCUGUGGACGCUCGUCAGCGAACAGACACGGCUCAACUACGCCAAAAACGAGGCUGGCCUGGCCCCCGUCAUCGACGUCGUGCGCUCCGGCUACUACAAAGUUCUGGGCAAGGGGAAGCUGCCCAAGCAGCCUGUAAUUGUGAAAGCAAAGUUCUUCAGCAGAAGAGCAGAGGAGAAGAUCAAAGAAGUUGGUGGUGCCUGUGUCCUUGUGGCAUAAAAGCCUUUGUUUUAUUCAAAUCUUUUGAAUAAAAACAAAUGUGUAAAAUGUGCUGAUUUACAGAA
Merops nubicus (carmine bee-eater) is the source of this 445-nucleotide messenger RNA. RefSeq names its product ribosomal protein L27a (gene RPL27A). The transcript has 3 exons. The annotation marks the transcript as partial. The record is from RefSeq and is a predicted model, not a curated record. Gene Ontology annotation, cellular component: ribosome; cytosolic large ribosomal subunit. NCBI's taxonomy places the organism in Eukaryota, Metazoa, Chordata, Aves, Coraciiformes, Meropidae. Gene Ontology annotation, molecular function: structural constituent of ribosome. Gene Ontology annotation, biological process: translation.